AUGGAACUGUAUAAUAAGGAUCCUUCAUAUGUCAAGCUUUUCCAAAAUUUGAACAUUAAAGGAGUUUCAAACAACCGUGCCAAACAAUUUUUAGAGAUUUUCAGUAAUUCCAUGGCUAUAUCAAAGGAUUCAAAUUUGAGAAUUUUAUGGGAGCUCUUAAAACCUCGUCUAGAUAUUGAACGCAGAAAAAAUACAUCAAUAUCUUACAAUAAACAAUUUAAACAAGAUCCAUCAAAAAUUAAAUCGGAAGAGGAGGAUGAAGAGAAAAAUCUUUCUCCAGGCGGAGUAUUUAGUAGUCCAUUUGGAUUUCCAAUGGAAGCCAGUUGGCCCUUUAGAAGAUAA
Messenger RNA from Trichomonas vaginalis G3, 342 nucleotides. RefSeq lists its product as uncharacterized. NCBI's taxonomy places the organism in Eukaryota, Parabasalia, Trichomonadida, Trichomonadidae. The transcript has a single exon. The record is from RefSeq and is a predicted model, not a curated record. Bases 1 to 342 code for a protein of 113 amino acids.